This is a messenger RNA of Myodes glareolus (Bank vole), 1482 nucleotides long. The record is from RefSeq and is a predicted model, not a curated record. Lineage: Eukaryota; Metazoa; Chordata; Mammalia; Rodentia; Cricetidae.
AUGGCGGCGGCGUCCAGGGAAGCCCGGAUGGCGGAGGUGGCCCGGCUGCUGGGCGAGCCGCUGGAGGAGGAGGCGCCCGAGGGCAGGCCCCGGUCCAGGGCGGGCGGCUUGGCGGCGAUGCCGUACCUGCGCCUCCGCCACCCCCUCAGCGUCUUGGGCAUCAAUUACCAGCAGUUCCUGCGCCACUACCUGGAGAACUAUCCGAUCGCCCCGGGCCGGAUCCAGGAGCUGGAGGAGCGCCGGCGGCGCUUCGUGGAGGCCUGCAGAGCCCGGGAGGCAGCCUUCGACAUAGAGUACCUGCGCAACCCUCAGAGGGUGGAUUUUGACAUUUUAACGUUUACCAUAGCCCUGACUGCGUCGGAGGUGAUCAAUCCUCUCAUAGAAGAACUGGGUUGCGAUAAGUUCAUCCAUAGAGAGUGAGGAGGCAGGCGAGGGUGGGCACGGCAUCAAGAAGACCUCGGCAUCCAAGACAAACCCCAUCCUGCAACUUGGUUUUCGGAAGUCAAAAGGAACUUGAGAAUAAGUCAGUGUGCAUCGUUGGAGGGAGGAAAAAAAGCGUCAGAAAUUUGGGGAGGAAAUGUCCAAAGCAUCCUUAGACUCCUGUGACGUUUCUUGAGUUUAUGAUUGGUUGAGAGUUCUUGUGUUAUGGAAAACAUCCAUCCAUGUGGCUUCGUUAGUAAGCAAAGGAUGGUUUUGUAAAAUUUUGAGACUUAAAGAAAAUUGCCAGUAAAAGAGCCCACGAGGAAGAAAGAUCAGCGUGAAAGUUUAAACUGGUUUCAGGACCAAGUUUAUGUCAAGUACUUGACCUUUGUGGAGCACGCCUUCUCUCAUGUCCGAGUCAGUGAAACUGUAGAGUUAAGACUGAUUUUGUGUUUCUGAGACAUUGGAAAUAGCAAGCAACAUAAAUAUUGUAUAUAGUAUGUGAUAAAUAGUGUUUUCAAACAUAUCAAAUUUCUGGAAUUUUGAUUCCAUUUUCCAAAAGUUUUUCUUUUUCUUGAUUUUUUUUGUAAGUCAUCUAUUCAUAAGCCCCAAGAAUAUGACCCCUUCUUGUCCCCACACCUAAUGCUGCCCCCAGAGUCAGUUUCCUUCCUACUUUUAUUAUGUAUACACAAUAUAUAUUUAUUUUUUUUAUUUUGUCACAAAGUUGAUGUAUUUUGGUUUACAUGUUGUGAUUUUAUUAAGGAAAUAUCUUGAAGAACCUUCCCAGCCAGUAUAUUUAUUCCUUAAAGCUGUGUUUGCAUUCUGUGGGUAUGCUGUGAUGAACCAGAAGUUUGCUGGUGGACACUUGGGCCGUUUCCCAUCCUUUUCCCCUGGCAGUGUGAAAGCCCCUCUCCUGUGUUUAUCACCGGCGCUGCUUUAGUUCUGAACUCAUUUCUCAUGUUUACUGUCUCAAGUUGGAAGACGUCUUAUACUUGAUGGUGAUAUAGACCACUUUUUUCUUCUUUUCCCUUUAAGUUUCCAUAAAAUUGAUGGUACAUCUCA